CGUACCUGAAUUUUUUUUUUCUGAAAAAAAAAAAAACACCAAAUAAAAACAUACAAGGUACUUCAUUUCAACUAAUUUAUAUCUGACUUUGGAUAUAUUUCGACUUAUAUGCAUUCAUAAGUACACAACCUCAUAAAUCGUUCAACGAACUGGGUGGUCAUAUUCCGAAGCUAAUGGAACAAAGUGAAACUAGAACCGGUAACUUUAAAGUUGGUGAUUAGAUUGAGAAGAAUGUGAACAACAGUCGAUUACGGAUAUUGUCGCUCGGUGCUGCCGAGUGGUGUUAUGGGAGUGAACUACUCGUGCAGGAAAGAUAUGACGGAAAAUAAGGAAAUUGGGGUUUACCACGAGAGGCAGGUGAAGGAGUUAUGUGCCCUUCACGCAUUAAACAAUCUAUUCCAGGACCAAAAGGCCUUCUGUAAAAAGGAUUUGGAUGACAUCUGUAUCAGAUUGUCUCCAGAUCAUUUCAUUAACCCUCACCGCAGCUUAUUGGGACUGGGAAAUUAUGAUGUCAAUGUUUUAAUGGCAGCUGUCCAAACCAAGAGUUGUGAAACCAUAUGGUUUGAUAAAAGAAAGAACAUAAAAUGCCUUCUGCCUGAAAAUAUCCAGGGAUUCAUUCUCAACACACCUUCAGAGUAUAAAUGGGGUUUACUGCACUUUCCUUUCAAGAGGAAACACUGGAUUGCGAUUCGUAGGAUUAAAGGCAUUUAUUAUAAUUUAGACUCGAAACUGGACUCCCCAGAAUCCAUUGGGGAUGAGGAGUCCCUGUUUUUGUUUUUACAAAAAGAGCUGGAGAAUGGGGAAAAAGAACUGUUGAUUGUGGUCAGUCAGGAGGUGGAACAGGCAGGAACCUGGAGGAGGAACAGCGACGCCUCGGGGAAUCUGUCGACCAGCAGCGAUCAGCACAGUGCGAACGAAACAGCUACCUCAAACGCUAACCUACAGCCUCUGGACGAUCUCUAAGGACAGCUUGUGUUUAUUGUCUUAGAAAUUUUGAUACCUUUUUUGUUACUUGUUUAGUGGAUUUUACUUUAUAGCCAAUACUUUAUUGUUGUUGUCAAUAUCAAAUAUUACAUGGGAUAUUCCACUGAAUGGCCAACAAGGAAUAAACAUGGAUACUCAUU
This is a messenger RNA of Magallana angulata, 1124 nucleotides long. Its product is annotated as josephin-2-like. The record is from RefSeq and is a predicted model, not a curated record. Gene Ontology annotation, molecular function: cysteine-type deubiquitinase activity. Gene Ontology annotation, biological process: protein deubiquitination. NCBI's taxonomy places the organism in Eukaryota, Metazoa, Mollusca, Bivalvia, Ostreida, Ostreidae. Bases 286 to 963 code for a protein of 225 amino acids. The transcript is spliced from 3 exons.